UGGAGGGGGUGGAGGACAUCAAGAUGUUGUCCAGCGGCUCAGUAACGGUUAGGGCCUCUUCUCUUUUGCGGCCUUUCUUUCGUUGUCGGUCCUUUGCAACCAUGAAGCCUUCUGUUUACGUCACGAGACCUGAUGUGCCCAGUGUCGGAAUCGAUCUUCUCAAGGAAAAAUGCAAUGUGGAAAUGUGGUCAGAAUGUAAGGCGCCACCUUACGACGAACUAAUCAAAAGUGUAGCAGGAAAGAACGCCCUUUUUUGUAACAUAGCAGACAAGGUUGACAAGAAUGUACUUGAUGCUGCUGGCUCAUCUUUGAAAGUAAUUGCCACAAUGUCAGUUGGUUUCGAGCACAUUGAUGUCGCUGAAGCCAAAAAGCGGGGAAUUAAAGUAGGCUAUACUCCUGAUGUGUUGACAUACGCUGUGGCGGAGCUUACUGUUGGUAUUCUUUUGGCUACAUCGAGGAGGCUAUUUGAGGCGCAUAGAGAAAUUUUCAAUGGUGGAUGGACAUCAUGGUCUCCAUCCUGGAUGUGCGGUCCAAGCAUUCGGGGUAAAACUGUUGGCAUUGUUGGCUUUGGAAGGAUUGGUCAAGAAACUGCUCGCUUGCUCAAAGGAUUUGGAGUGAAACAGUUUCUGUACUCUGGCCGUAAGGACCACCCUGAGGCUUCAGAUAUAGGAGCUGUUCGAAUGCCAGUUGAAGAGAUGCUACCCAAAUGUGAUUUUAUAAUCUGUGCUCUUGCUAUGAGCCCUGAAACUAAACAUUAUUUUAAUGAGAGGCUAUUUAACUUAAUGAAGCCAUCAGCUAUUUUUGUAAACACAAGUAGAGGAGGAGUGGUUGAUCAAGAUGCACUUAUCGAGGCAUUGGAAAAGGGAAAAAUACGAGGUGCAGGCUUGGAUGUGAUGACUCCUGAGCCUAUUCCACCGGAUCACCGUCUCCUAAAACUUCCUAACUGUGUUGUGAUCCCACACAUUGGCAGUGCAGGUAUUGAAUCUCGCAAUGAUAUGGCAGAACUAACAGCAAGGAAUAUUUUAAAUGCCCUGGAUGGUAAGCCUAUGCCUGCAGAGCUGUAAAGGUGCCUUAUCAGUGAUGUUAAAGAUACAAUAAUUGCAGAAAAAUAUGUUCACACUAGACAUAUUUAUAUCAAAUUUUAUUUUUCUAUACUUGGGUUUGUUUUGUUCUACUAGUUGUGAUCUUCCAUCAUACAUUUUAUUUUCAUAGAAUAGAAAUGUUUGUAUUUUUUUAUUAACAGAAUAUUGCUUUAUGGUCUGAAAUAGAGCCCCUGUUAGCUCAUAAAUAAAUGUUUUGAUAGUGAUAGCACUUUCAAUACAAAAAAAACCUAUGUUAGCGAAUUUUAAAAGCAAGUGUGGAUGCGGUAGCAACUUUUAUAAACCCGAUUGUUUACGUGACAGAAAAUAAUGAAAAGUAAUUGGUGCUUAGCAGACUACAUAAAAUCAUGAACAGCCGUAAAUGAUACAUUGCACAGUUUAUUCAUUAUGACAAAAACGGGAAAAUAACAAACAUAAACUAUAUAUUAAAAAACAAAGAUUUCUGAAAUCUAAAUUAUAAUAGCUGUAUUUACAAAACUGUUUGUUAGACCUAAAGGCUAUUGGCUCACAUAGAACUUAUGUUUUUUCUGUACAUGGCACUAAUGAUAACAAAUAUUGACCUAGUAAAUCUGUGUGACAACUGUGAA
Molecule: messenger RNA, 1687 nt
Organism: Thrips palmi
Lineage: Eukaryota; Metazoa; Arthropoda; Insecta; Thysanoptera; Thripidae
Product: glyoxylate reductase/hydroxypyruvate reductase
Exons: 6
Coding region: 24-1064 (346 amino acids)
Cellular component (GO): cytosol
Molecular function (GO): hydroxypyruvate reductase (NADH) activity; NAD binding; hydroxypyruvate reductase [NAD(P)H] activity
Source: RefSeq, a predicted model, not a curated record